CCGCAGCGGCUCCGGCGUUCCAGGCCGCUCCCGCGGGGCCCGCGCGGGGCGACGGUCGCGACCGACGGCCGUUUCUGUGGUGGCCCCCCCGCGCUCAGGGUGGGGCCGCGCGGCGCCCGCCAGCCCUGGCAGGAGGGCUCAGGGCAACGGCAGCCGUGCGGGUGCGCCUGCGUGCGGGGCCGCGCACGCGGGCUUAGGGGCGGCGAGACCUCUAGUCGGCGGCAGCGCGGCCGGCAGGUCAAAAGGCCUUUUUACAUAGUAAUUGUGAGAAGUACCUGUUUUACAUACUAAUCUUCAAAUAAGGAACCUGCAGUCAUGUCCAGCUAUUUUAGAUCCUCUAAACCCACAGAUCCAAUGGCUGUCCCACCGUCAUACAGCGACUUGGGAAAGUCUGCCCGGGAUAUGUUCAACAAGGGAUAUGGAUUUGGAAUUGUCAAAUUAGAGUUGAAGACCAAGUCUUCCAGUGGAGUGGAAUUCACUGCAUCUGGUUCUUCCAACACAGACACAGGCAAGGCUUCAGGCAGCCUAGAGACCAAAUAUAAGGUCAAAGCCUAUGGACUUACAUUCACCCAGAAGUGGAACACAGACAACAUACUGGGAACAGAAAUUUCCAUGGAGGAUCAGUUGGCUCAAGGAUUUAAGGUGGCUCUUGACACUACAUUUGUACCAAACACAGGGAAGAAGAGUGGAAAGUUAAAGACCUCCUACAAAAGAGAAUAUGUAAAUCUGGGCUGCGAUGUAGACAUUGAUCUCUCCGGACCAACCGUCUUUGGCUGGGCAGUGCUGGGCUACGAAGGCUGGCUUGCUGGCUACCAGAUGGCUUUUGAUACAGCCAAGUAUAAGCUUUCGCAAAAUAACUUUGCCUUGGGAUAUAAGGCAGGAGACUUUCAGCUGCACACUAACGUGAAUGAUGGCACCGAGUUCGGUGGGUCUAUUUAUCAGAAGGUUAAUAAUAAGGUUGAGACAUCCAUCAAUCUUGCAUGGACUGCUGGCAGUAACAACACACGUUUUGGUAUUGCUGCAAAGUACCAAAUGAAUGAGAAGACUUCCAUUGUGACUAAAGUGAAUAAUGCCAGCCUGAUUGGAAUUGGUUAUGCUCACACCCUCCGACCUGCUCAGCUACCAUCACCUCACCUGACAAUGCCCCAACAAUUCCAGAUAAAACAAACCCCUUAUUAUUGAGGCAAGGUAAGUGCUAUACCUUAUCCCGUUUUUCUUAAGGAAGACUAACAAGCCCCAGGAAGUCUAGCUACUCCCUAGAAAAGGCUGCUGACAACAGAAGCUGAACACAAAGUGUAAAAUGGGACAAAGCCCAUGUGUAAUUAUUUCACAAAGCAGGAGCCCCAGUCCCGUAGUGCCGGCAUUAGCAGUUACACAACUCCAGACUUGGCCUCACCCUCUCCUGACCGAUUCUGAUAAACCGUACGUCCCAGAAGGGACCUGCAGCAGCAGCUGGCCAGGGCUGCCGAGACGUGAUGUGUUCAUGCUCUCUGGACUGCCAGUGACAGGACCGCGGACUUUACUCUGAAAAAAACACAGAAUAUUCAGAUUGCAAUCAUUUCCACUAAUUUCCAGCAGCCAGGAGUAUGAGACAGCCUGGAACUUGGCUUUCAUACUAAUUCAAAAUAACAGAGAAAAGAACCAUAGGACAUAGUAAAUUUACUAUUAAUCAUUUCACUAACCUGUGCUACAAACCAUAUUUUCAAGUUACACUGGAGUUUUUAUUUUACUUACACAAGCGAUUUUUAGCAAGUUCCACAGUUCUUUCUGUCGUUUCUCCUGAAGCCUAACAACUGUUUCCUCAUCUUCAUUCAUCAGAUUCAUCACUUUCUCCACUCUGGGGAAUAGUUCCAGUGCCUUCUGCUUGCAAACUACAGUUUUACUAUUUGACCAAAAAAAAAAACAAACAUCAUCACACGUGAGCAACUGGAGUAGGGGAACAUUCAAGUUUCUUAUUUCCUGUAACACUCUGAGAUCUCAUUAGCUGUACACACCGGUUUUUAAAACUCUAGAACAAAACCUCUUGCUGAAAGAGAAAAUGCUUUCUCUUAACCCUCACUAAAAGCCAACUCUCCAGAGCUCACCUGAGCUGAGCAUAAAUGACUCGGACUUUUUUUUCAAAGGUCUGGAUUGCCUGUAGGAGCAGUCGUACUAUUUCUUGGCUGUCACCACUUGUCCUCUGAUCUGGAAUGAGAGUCAGAAUCUUACACAGAAGGGCAGCCUUACAGGACAGACAGAAGCAGCAGCAUCUAUUGUAGCAGCAGCUUGCUCUGAGAAGAGCUCAAAAAGCACCGAGAAAGCAAUGCUGUCCUAGUUUAAAACUGACUCCCUGACUCCCCUCUCCAAAAAAAAGGUGGGUUCAGUAGAGUCCGCGUGCAGCUAGUGCAGGGGCAGGCCCAGAAUGCAGAGUUCUCAAUGCUCAUUAUUGCAUCUCCAAAGUUACUAUCCACACAAAGCAAGCUGACCUUGAGCUAAAACAUCUUUUACCUCUUGGCUUCUCUCUCAAUCUCCGGUACAGCUCUCUGGCUUGUUCUUCUCUAGAAGAAAAAAGCACAGAACACAAAGGACUUCUCUAGAACCUAACUUACGAACACGUAGUUCAAGAACUCAAAUGACAGGAAAGGAGUCAAAGUCCUCCCAGUUCCCCAUAAUUUGGGCUGAAUAGAUGGCACCUUCCUUGUCCUGCAGUGAAUAAGCUUAGCUAGCAAUACUCCUGCAUCUCAAGUUCAAGGUAGCUCAACUCACAAAUCCUCCAGUGUUCCUCCUUGUUUACGACCUAGUGGGCUUCUCUGCAGGUCCACGAUGUCUGUCUGCAGGGCCAUCAUUUUCUUCACUAGCUGAUCCACAUCAUCCUCCUGAAAGCAGGGCAGAGCAUAAGCAACAAACAGUCCCGUACUAAGGGACACUACCACGCAAACUGGGUCAUCUUUUCUCAUUCACAUUUCUAAAUACAUUGGCAGGAUGCAAACAGCAGCCUUCAAAAAAGAGAAAUGAAAAUAUUAGUAAUUUCAAUUCAAGGGAAUCAGUGUGGUGCUCUGGGGUAAAACAACUUCUGAGAAUUUUGCGAUAAAAAAUUCAGCCUGCAAAGAGCCACUGAAGGGUCAGACUUCGUAGGAAACGUGUUGCUGGUUCCAAGGCCACCACGCUUCCUUUUCCUCGGCUAUUCCAGGAAAUCUCUUCUCUCAUCCUAUCCAUGGCUGUUUUUCCCCUUUUUCCUAAACACACAACCACAUCCACUCCUGGCCCACCAAAUUCUGCUUUUCACUUGAACUUGUUCACAGGGAGAGGCUGCUGCUUCUUAGACAGUCAUUCUGCCUUCUGCCUCCUCCCGGCAGAGGAGGAGCAACGGUUGCAAAAGAGUAAGAUACCAGCUAGUUAGUCACCUUCACUCCUUGUCUGGGAGCAAUGGUCCUUGGCCUUACUUACAGGGUCAGUCUUGUCUGAAAAGGCUGAAUGCCUUACUGGGAGCAGGUACCCAUGUACCAAGAACAGAAAAUCGUUGACUUCUGAAAAUUCAAGACUGAUGCUUGAAAAGCUUGUGUUCAAUUAUCUAAUCAUUUGCUUUCCCAUUCACUUCAACCUAGGUCCUCUAUCCUCUUUCCAGCUAUCCUGGCUCCAGGACUGGGUUAGCAGAACACCCGGGUGCAACCGCUGCAACAUCUCCUCUCACAUUCACCAAGAUCUCCAUUUUCCCCUAAGCCUUACGAACACCACGAGCUUCAUGAGGUACCGGCCAUGGACAAAAACGGCGCCACCGAAACCAACGUGGCACCUGGAAUCAAUCCAGACACUAUUUAAUGGAGGUCAAU
Columba livia (rock pigeon) is the source of this 3809-nucleotide messenger RNA. It is a transcript of the gene VDAC3, whose product is annotated as voltage dependent anion channel 3. Gene Ontology annotation, molecular function: voltage-gated monoatomic anion channel activity. Gene Ontology annotation, biological process: monoatomic anion transmembrane transport. The record is from RefSeq and is a predicted model, not a curated record. Bases 316 to 1182 code for a protein of 288 amino acids. The transcript has 10 exons. Lineage: Eukaryota; Metazoa; Chordata; Aves; Columbiformes; Columbidae. Gene Ontology annotation, cellular component: mitochondrial outer membrane.